GGAAGUGACGACAAAGACUUCCGGUCCGGGCAUUGCCGGAGUCCGGCCCGGUGGUGCGAGAGCGGCGGAUGGCGGGAGCUCGCGGGCCCGGGGCGGCGGUGACGGGAGCUCGCGGGCCCGGGGCCGCGGUGACGGGAGCUCGCGGACCCGGGGCCGCGGUGACGGGCGCUCGAGGGCCCGGGGCCGCGAUGGCGGUCGGAGCCGGAGCCUUGGGAGCUGUGGCUGGGGCGGCGGCAAAGUUAGCGCUGGGGGGAGAGAGGCUGCAGCUACUACUUCGGGCAGGCUGUGGAGGGCUAGUAUUAUUCUGCAAUGCUUUGAUGUGGAUGUUUUUUGCAAAAGCCCUGCGAUAUUCGACUUCAGCGCAAGCUUCCCUGACCAGUGUUGCUUCCAACUUCCUCUCAUCAGCUUUUCUUGGAAAGUUGCUGUUUGGAGAAGUUCACAAGCUGUUAUGGUGGGUUGGCAUCACAAUGACCCUCUGCGGAUUGCUGCUGCUCCACACAGUCAAGGACAUGGACCAGAGUAACACUUACAAGAAAGAGGAAUGAGGUGGAGGCUACGAAAGCAGGGAAAUACUCAGACUGUUGGGAGCGCUGUGCAGUGUGUGGUCCUGUAACACCUUUUGUUGAAACAACACAGAUUUUCCUCAGUAUUGUUACGUGAAGGUUUUCACUGUGUGAAGGAGUAAGUAAGAUGCUGGUAGGUUCAUCCUGCCUUGUAUCCUGAGCAUCCAUUGAAUUCUUGGCUUAAGGAGCUCUGAGCCAUCUCUCCCCACACAGCCUCCACUCCAGUUUGCCCUCCCUUUUUUUGUAGCAGUACAGUGAUCUCCAUGUCCUACUCUGUGACACAUGCUGCUGACUCCUCAUUAAAUCUUUACCCAGGAGUACUUUUAAAGCUUCUAAAAUCAGAGUCAUACAGUCAUAUAAGCACCAUGUCCAAUACAACCAUACCUGUACAUAAUGCAACUAGGUUUGAAUCUGGCCUGUUAAGACAAAAGUGCAGUCCAUAUAGAGAUUCUUCAUAUUGAUGACUACUUUUCUAUUUUCUUGUCUCCUGACUGACUUUCCAUAACAUACAGUCAGUUUAGUUCAAGCUGGUUUAUCUUUGGCAGUGUAUCUCCUUCCUCAGGUGUUCCAAUGUUUACAUUUCUCAUCCCUAAGUUUCACUAUUUUACCAUAUUCCCAGUAGCCUCUGCAUGUUAGUUAUGUUGGUUUCAACUUUCCCCACAUAAUGCAAACCGUCAGACUACCAUUGGAAGCCUCUGCUCUGUUCUGAAAUUCCCUCAUCAAAUGCCUUCCAUUCUCCACUCCAACAUCCAACACUGUUUCUACGGGGUUGUUUUCCCCCACCAGCUCCAAACACAGACGAGGACUAUAAAAGCACAGCACUGGAUGUUGAAGUGAAAAGCUGCUAAUGCAGGUGUUUGGGAGCCGCAGGUGACCAAGGCCAUUGAAAUCUGUCAGUUCAAACAGAGAAGUGCUGUAUGUUUGUUCUGUAUUGUGUACUGAGCCCAUUGCUUGCUGUCCGAAACAAAGAUAAAUUUGUAUUUCGCUCUUUUCAGUGUGCACUGCAAAAGAGAGCAGUAGUUUUAGGCUUACUAGCACUGGUCACACAAAUGUACUGUAUUUAGGUAGAAUUGAAUGGGAUAAGCUAUACUGUUCUGGGGUCAUUCCAUAAAAAUUCCCACCAUCCUACUCAUUUAUCAUGCAGAUCUUUGACUUUACAGAUAGUUGAGAUUGCUCACAUUCAGCUUGAGGAAUUAAGGACUGCUUUGGUUAAUAAAUUCAGAGGCUGAAUGAUAAUGUGAUGUAGUCCUUCACCAGUGGACCAUACUGAAGGGGGGAAGUUGAUCAAAUAAGGCAGUGAUGCUCAAACUUGUUUAGAGGACUUCUUUCUUCCUGCUUGUAAGUAACAUUUGUUAUAAAAUUAAUAUUUUA
Mobula hypostoma (lesser devil ray) is the source of this 1934-nucleotide messenger RNA. Its product is annotated as transmembrane protein 42-like. The record is from RefSeq and is a predicted model, not a curated record. Gene Ontology annotation, cellular component: membrane. The coding region runs from base 69 to 545 and encodes 158 amino acids. The transcript has 3 exons. Lineage: Eukaryota; Metazoa; Chordata; Chondrichthyes; Myliobatiformes; Myliobatidae.